Urocitellus parryii (Arctic ground squirrel) is the source of this 3395-nucleotide messenger RNA. It is a transcript of the gene Dtx3l, whose product is annotated as deltex E3 ubiquitin ligase 3L. Gene Ontology annotation, biological process: Notch signaling pathway; protein ubiquitination. NCBI's taxonomy places the organism in Eukaryota, Metazoa, Chordata, Mammalia, Rodentia, Sciuridae. The record is from RefSeq and is a predicted model, not a curated record.
UGAAACUUUGAGGCCCCAGUCGGCGGGGCGGGAGGCGCCUUUGCCCAGUCCGGCACAGAAGCGUCCCGGAGCCCCACUCGAGCCGCACGCCGAGCGCCAUGGCCUCCAGCCCCUGCCCGCCGUCGCCGCUGCUCGUGCGGGUGUCCCAGUCCGUGCCCCGGCUGCACAGGAAACUGGAAAGCUACUUCCAGAGCCGGCUCUCGGGCGGCGGGGAGUGCACGGUCCGGCCCGUCGGCCCGAGCGCCCCGGACACUUUCCGGGUGGAAUUCAGAGAAAGGGCAGCUAAGGAGGGAGUGUUGAGAAAAGGAGAUCACCACAUCUCGAUUGAUGAGAAACCUGUGCCCAUUUUUCUGGAUACCACUAAGAAGCCAAAAGAGAAAACAAAAUCUGGAAGUUCUUCAUUGACACAAGCUGAAGCACAAUCUGGGGAGAAACACCCAAAUAAAGGUCCUGUUCCUAAUAAUGUCAACUCCUAUGUCCAAAAGAUCUUUCUUACUGUGACAGCCGAUCUGAACUGUGACCUGUUCUCCAAAGAGCAGAGGGCACAUGUAACCACUCUCUGCCCCAGAGUCAAAAAGUUGGAGGGUGACAAUGGAAUUGAGAAGGUGUAUGGUGAUUUCAGAGAUAUUGAGAAAAUAUAUCACUUCUUAAGUGAGCAGCUCCUGGAGAAUGAGAGGAAUCAGGAAUCUUCCCCUUCUACCACGGAGAGGAAACCACUUGACCAGCAGGACUGUGACAGCUGCUUUUUUCCUUCUGAACCAAAACCCAGGUCAGAAGAAAAAGACAGCCAUUUUGAAAUUCCCUUGCAUUUCUUUGAAUACUUCAGAUAUACCUGUCCUGGUAAAAUAGACUCAAUAGAGAAAAGAUUUGGUGUAAACACUAAAAUUCAAACUAUCCCUCCCAAUACGGUCUAUUUAGACUUUACCUCCAGCCAUUCAGAGGACAUAGAAGCAGCUCGUGAGUCUUUUGUCUACGAAUUUCAGAAGACCACUGAAUCUCUGAAGCAAGAACGUGUCGUUUUAGAAGAUAGRAAGUUAGCAAAUAAAAUCAAACAGGAGUUGAGUUACAGGUUUCCCAAGCUCCUGAUAAAGGAGCAAGGAGGAGUGCUCACUCUCCUUGGGACCCAAGAUGACAUUUCAGCCUCCAGUCAAAAAAUUUCCGAAUUUCUUGUCUUGAAACCUGUGAAAAUAUUUGCUCCCAGUUGCAUGAAGAACACAAUUGAGAUUGACACUGCUCACUAUAAGCUUCUAGAAGCUCAGUUACUCCGAAAGAUAGUAGAGAUAGAGCAAAAGUACAAUAGUCAUAGUAAAGUUAGUGAGAAAGGUCAGAAAACCUGCAUUCAAUUUGAUCCAAAGGAUAAGGAGAUAGAUCUGUCUGUGCAUGCUUAUGCAAGUUUCAUCGAUGCCUUUCAACAUGCCACCUGUCAKCUGACAAAAGAAGUCCUUUUACUGAAAACUUUGGGCAAGGAGAAACAGCAGUUACAUGGGACUAAGUUUGCUGAUGACUUUAGAAAGAGGCAUCCAGAUAUACACUUUGUGCUGAGUCGAGAGUCAGUGACUUUGACUGGUUUGUCAAAUCACGUUGCAGAGGCAAAACAAUAUGUCUUAAAGAGUGGGGACCUGUCGCUGUCAGCUGGAGAGAAAUUGAACAAAGAUCAUGAAACACCCAUGGACAUUGAUAGUAAUAAUUCAAAAGCAGCAUCACCUCCAUUCAAGGACUCUGCAAGUUCUUUGGCCUCCGAAGCAGACAAGAAGGAAAAGGACAUCUGUGUCAUCUGCAUGGACACCAUGAGUGACAAACAAGUACUACCAAAGUGCAAACACGAAUUCUGCAGGUGUUGUAUAGAUAGAGCCAUUUCUUAUAGGCCUGUCUGCCCCGUGUGUCAGACUUCUUAUGGUGUCCAGAAAGGGAAUCAACCAGAAGGAACCAUGAAUCACAGAACUAUAAAAGAGUCACUUCCGGGUUAUCCAUCCUGUGGCACCAUUGUCAUUACAUAUAAUAUGUCAGGAGGCAUACAAACGAACAAGCAUCCAAACCCAGGAAAGCCUUAUUCUGGAAUACAGCGAACUGCAUACUUGCCUGAUAAUAAGGAAGGAAAGAAGGUUUUGGAACUACUUUCAAAAGCCUUUAAACAAAAGCUGAUUUUCACAGUGGGGCAAUCUCGAACAUCAGGAAUCUCAAAUGUCAUUACAUGGAAUGAUAUACAUCACAAAACAGCCUGGGCCGGAGGACCAGAAAAUUAUGGCUACCCUGAUCCUCACUACCUGGAACGUGUCAAGGAGGAACUGAAAGCUAAAGGAAUUGAGUAAGAAAACUGCUGGAAGAAUGUCUUAACCCAGGCUUUCAAAGGAUAUAUUUUAGAAGGCUACAUUAAUGCAAUCCUUCUGUAGAAACACCUUUUAAAAAUUUGCAUCUCAAGAAGUGGUUUGUAUAAGAGUAGAAACCUAGUCUAUCACUUUGGAGUGUAGCCUUUUUAUGGAAGGCAGAAGCCCCCAAGAGCUGCAUAAUUUUGCUGCAAAAGUAUGUCUCAUUCUUGUAUUAUGGUUGAGGGUGAAGGGUGGGUCUGAAAUAAUCUUCUCAUCCUUCCAUUGUACUAUAGCAACCGAUUGACCCUUUUCUUUCCUUUUUUAUGGAGUUGGGGGUAGAACCCAGGGCCACUGAGAUUCGCCCCCACUUCUUGGAUCCUCUUUCAUUCCCAUCUCUAAGGAAGUACUUUAAUUAUUUCUUUUCUUUCUCUUUAACCUCCACUGGUAAAGGUGAGAGCCUUCUGUAAAAAGAAGAGGAAAAACAAGGCUUUACUUUCGGAAAAUUAGAGAGCCACAUGCCCCCCGUCUUCCUUCCCCAUGGCAAGAAAAGUGACCAGGAGCAGAGAUGGGGCAACCUUUGGUAAUAAGUGAAAUAAGACUCGUAUUUCUUAAUGACAUAGAACAUAGAAUACAGUUGGUGCUUAAUACAUUUUUAUUUUCUGACUCAAGUUAGAGGAGGUCCACAAAGAGAUAUAUACUUUAAAAAUCUUUGACGGAAGCAGGAAGCCAUUUCUGGAGUCCUCACCACUCAUUUGGAAAACUGAGUUUCUUAACUCCACUAUUCUUGGUGGCUGAACUCCUAACCAAGCUCCUGACUUGACUCUUGCUCCUCUCUGAUCCUGGGAACCUGCCCCGUGGGUCGCAUUUGCCUUGCCGUAGAAUUGCUACAUGUUUUUGAACAGAUGCCCCCGCCACUGAAUAUGUUGUACUUUUGAAUUAUCCUGCUUCCAUUUUUAACAAAUAAGUAAACUUACUUUAGUUUCCAUUGUCUACCACUUACAGUAACUAUAGCUCCAAUGAAGUCAUUUGUUGUCUGUUCACUAAAUCUCACCAAUUCACGUUUUCACUCUUAAAAUCUUUCUAAUCCUC